AUGGGUGCCAACAAUUCUUCUGCUUGGCAUCAAACUAAUGCACUGUCAGCAACUCUACCCAUGAAGACUCAAGUUACCCAUUUCCAUUCUUCAGCAAAAUGGAAGCUCCAUUUUGACACUACAUGGUGUGGUCCUUGCCGACAUAUGGAGCCAAUUAUCAAUGACUUUGCUGCUAAAUAUACCGACGUCGAGUUCAUCAAGAUUGAUGUGGAUGAACUGGCUGAUGUAGCUCAAGAAUAUGGGGUGCAAGCAAUGCCAACAUUCGUGCUGAUACAGCAAGGGAAAGUAGUUGAUAAAGUUGUGGGAGCAGAUAAAGAUGGGCUGCAGAAGAAGAUUGAGAAUAACAGAGCAGCACUGUUAAUUUGA
Messenger RNA from Nicotiana attenuata, 366 nucleotides. Its product is annotated as thioredoxin H2-like. The transcript is spliced from 3 exons. The coding region runs from base 1 to 366 and encodes 121 amino acids. NCBI's taxonomy places the organism in Eukaryota, Viridiplantae, Streptophyta, Magnoliopsida, Solanales, Solanaceae. The record is from RefSeq and is a predicted model, not a curated record.